Molecule: messenger RNA, 4029 nt
Organism: Herpailurus yagouaroundi (jaguarundi)
Lineage: Eukaryota; Metazoa; Chordata; Mammalia; Carnivora; Felidae
Gene: RALY
Product: RALY heterogeneous nuclear ribonucleoprotein
Exons: 9
Coding region: 272-1516 (414 amino acids)
Cellular component (GO): nucleus
Molecular function (GO): RNA binding
Source: RefSeq, a predicted model, not a curated record
GGGCGCAGGGCGGGCUUAGCCGGGAGAAGCUGAGGGGGCGGUAGCGGCGGCGGGGGCGACUCCCGCGCGUGUGCUCAGCUCCUCACGCCGCGGCCGGAGCCGCCUUCUUCCUCCUUCGCUCCCUCCCUUCCGCCCCCGAGUGCGGCGGCACCGCCUCCUUCCGCGCCGCGCGGCUUCCUCCAGACCUCUUGGCGCGGGUGAGCCCUAUUCCCAAAGGCAGGUGGUGCUGACCCUGUAACCCAAAAGAGGAAAUUGAAGGCUGGUGGCCACCAUGUCCUUGAAGAUCCAGACAAGCAACGUAACCAACAAGAAUGACCCCAAGUCUAUCAAUUCUCGAGUCUUCAUUGGAAACCUCAACACAGCUGUGGUGAAGAAGUCAGAUGUAGAGACCAUCUUCUCCAAGUAUGGCCGUGUAGCCGGCUGUUCUGUGCACAAAGGUUAUGCCUUUGUCCAGUAUGCCAACGAGCGUCAUGCCCGGGCAGCUGUGCUGGGAGAGAAUGGGCGGGUGCUGGCCGGGCAGACCCUGGAUAUCAACAUGGCUGGAGAGCCCAAGCCCAACAGACCCAAGGGACUAAAGAGAGCAGCAUCUGCCAUAUACAGUGGCUACAGCUUUGACUAUGAUUACUACCGGGACGACUUCUACGACAGGCUCUUCGACUAUCGGGGCCGCCUGUCACCUGUGCCAGUGCCCAGGGCAGUCCCUGUGAAGCGACCCCGGGUCACAGUCCCCUUGGUCCGGCGUGUCAAAACCACCAUACCUGUCAAGCUCUUUGCCCGCUCCACAGCCAUUACCACCAGCUCAGCCAAGAUCAAGUUAAAGAGCAGUGAACUGCAGACCAUCAAGACAGAGCUGACGCAGAUCAAGUCCAACAUCGAUGCUCUGCUGGGCCGCUUGGAGCAGAUUGCCGAGGAGCAGAAGGCCAACCCAGAUGGCAAGAAGAAGGGUGACAGCGGCAGUGCCAGUGCCAGUGCCAGUGCCAGUGCCAGUGGUGGGGGCAGUAGUGGUGGCAGCAGCCGGCCACCAGCCCCCCAAGAGGACACGGCUUCUGAGGCAGGCACGCCCCAGGGAGAAGCACAGGCUCGAGACGACGGCGAUGAGGAGGGGCUGCUGACACACAGCGAGGAAGAGCUGCCUGACAGGAGCAACGGCCAGCAGCAGGAGAAGGGCGUGUACUGUAUCAGGCCUCAUGUUGGGCACCCACCCCUGGAUACCACCCCCAGCGGGUCCCAGGAGAGCUGGCAGCAGGCACCUCCUCCCCCACACGUCCCAGCCACUGCCACAUCCUCUGCAGGUGCAGUUAUCGGCCUCCCCUCCCCACGCACCCUCCCUGUUGGCACCGCCCAGGCCAGAGGACAGAGGUUUCCCUAUACUCUACCUCCCCUCCCAGGACACUCCCAGGCUUGGGGUUUUUCUAUAGGUUUGGAGAGGGGAGGGUCACGGGGAGGGUACCCUGACAAUAAAGAGAUUGGAUCCCAACUUGCUCUGAGAUGGGAUGGUUUGUAUUUAUUUUCUUAAGGUACCCUAGUCCUCCUGCCCAGCCAGAGUCUGGUCUAGUCUGCUUCAUGCCAAGAGUCUAGUCUGGUUUGCUUUACCCUGUUCUUUUUCCUCUUUCACUUCUCCCGGUUAGGGAGCAUUGUCUCGGGUGCAUACUGCUGGGCUGUCUAGGCCUUAGUUUCCACAGCUAAAAUGGAAAUAGAAAUGGCCAGUAGGGUUCUUGGGGGAGGGUCAGAUGUCCCAGUGCCCAAGAGAAUACUUUGGUGGCUGAAGUGCCAAGCAAUUAUGAGCUACUUGGUUAGGCAGUGGUAGGUUCAGGUCUUAGCUUCUCAUUUAGUCUGGUCUUUCCCAGCUUUAAGAUGAUUCUGGAAACUGCCUUGUCCUCUCUUCUCUGUCUUGUCCUCUCUUCUCUGUCCUAGUUUAGGAUGCUGUGUUUUUUCACUUAGGCUCUGUCCUCUCACCAGCUUCCCAGUCUCUGGCUUCUCCCUGCCCCAUUUCCCAUUAGCCACUAUGGUGCUUUUUCUGAGUCAUGUCCCUUCCCUGUAAAACCCUUACCUGACAGCUCACCGUUGGGACAAAACUCCCAACUCCUGUACAUGAUCCUGUAUACUUUGGCCUCUCCUGUCUUUUGUCACCUGCCCCACAUAAAACAAAUCCUUCCCUCUCAUAGGCAGCAAGUCAUAGAGCCUCACUCCCAUUAACCUCAAGCAUUAGGAAGUUGGCAUCAGGAUACCUGUGGCUUCCCUGUACCUAUUCUGGGCUGCCUGUCUAGAUGUUUGCUUUGUUCUCUGACAACUGACAGUGUUCGUUCAAAUUUCCUCUUCUGUCCUAAUUUUACUCCACAAGUUGACGAAUUUCCCUGCGUUCAAAUUCCUAGGAGAGGAUCACCUGCCACAGCGGAUCUUUUUGAUUCACUCAUAGGUUAUAUAAGUACCCUCCCCAGUCCUGUGAACCUGGUGACAAAGGUGUGGUCAGUUAGUCUGGUCUCUCUGGUGUGGGGCUUUGGUGGGCAGACACCCAGAAACGUGCUUUGCUCCUGGUCUGGCACGUACUCUUGCUCCUUUCUCCAUCUGAGAGAUACCCACUCAUUAUUAAGCUGCUGUUCCAGUGUCAGGCACCUCUGAGAAGUCUUUCUUCUCAGCUUACUGCUCUUCAAAAAUUGUUCAUUCUCUCUUCUAGACAAACUUUCCCAACACCGAGAAUUCGGUCCCAUCAGAAAGGGGUUUGGGCUCUCCAGUCGUCUUUGCAUGUUCCUCAGAGUGUCAGGCCUGCUGGAAUUCUUGUUGAAAAUCCCAUUUCAGACCAACUGUUCUACAACAGUCUCCAUCAAACUUUCCCCAGACUUUGGCCCCAGGUUUUGGUGGAGGCUAGAGGCUGGGCUCGAGACAGUGCUCAAGCUAGGCCACCCUGGGUGUGGAAUCACCCAGGAAAGUUUUUGUUGUCUCGUGUCUCCCUCCCUGGGCAGCCCCUCCUGCCUGUCAUUGGCUGGCUAGCAGUCUGAAGCCUGAGUGUGGCUCUGCAUUCCCAAGCUGUGCAGGGGCCUGAUUAACCCACCCUUGAAGCAGCCCAAGUUCUGGACCCACAGCUGAGCCAAAUGCCCCCAUCCUCGCUUAGCCAUUGCCUCAUAACGUGAUGUGGAGCAAAGUUUCUGCCUUUUUGGCGCUUCAGCUCCACAAGUGGGCUCACAGUCCCCAUAUGUGUGCCUGUCAGGGACCCUGGGCAGCAGGGGGAGAGAGGGUAGAGGCUGAGGCCUUAGUGGACUUAACACUGAGGGCUGGCACCAUGUUCCUGAGUCUCCAGAGCCUAGUGCUCUGUGCCCCUUGCACUGUAAUAACAUUUUCGGAUUCUAUAUGGCCAUACUCAAUAGUGACUGAGGCACUCACUUUUCAGGUUUGGGGUCAGGUAGAAUAGGAGGGGCUGUGAGCUUCUGUAGUAUGCUAGGCAGAAGAGCAGGGAAAAUCCCUUCCAGGGCAGGAAAUGUCUGCCCUACAAGGAGGCCCUGCCUAAUCACCCUAGCACCAGGACGUCCUGGACAGAUGGAGAUCCCCAUCCUGGCAUCCCACAAAAGGCCCUAAACUACUUAGCCCCUGGGAAGAUUUGAGUGGGAAAUUCACAUCCACAAAACCCUACUGCAUACAUCUGCCCAGUCCUCUCUCAUUCCGUUUCUCAUCGGUUUUCAUUUAUCUGUUCAACCUCUGAAAACCAAAAGGAGAUGAUGAAGAAAUAGGAUACCAGAUUCUACCCAAAGGGCUAUGAUUCCAUAGAUAUUUUGAAGAUCUGAAGCCUCAUUUGUGAUCCUGGCAGCUGUUGAAGGAAUUAUCACAACCAGUGGUUUUACUGGCUUUCCUCCUUGUACUGCUGCCAAUAAAGUUUGUGAUGCAGGGCGAGUCUUAUUCCUUGCUAGGUCUCCCGUUUCCUCAUCUGUGCAAGGGGUUGGCCUAGAUCAGGGAUAGUAAAUGGGCCUCUUAUCAUCAGUUAACUUUUAUAGCAAGCCCAAAGUGUAGUACUUUUAAUAAACAUUUAUUACCUUCUGA